Rhipicephalus sanguineus (brown dog tick) is the source of this 2265-nucleotide messenger RNA. Its product is annotated as NAD kinase. Lineage: Eukaryota; Metazoa; Arthropoda; Arachnida; Ixodida; Ixodidae. The record is from RefSeq and is a predicted model, not a curated record. Gene Ontology annotation, molecular function: NAD+ kinase activity. Gene Ontology annotation, biological process: NAD+ metabolic process; NADP+ biosynthetic process. The transcript has 11 exons. The coding region runs from base 879 to 2252 and encodes 457 amino acids.
UACCGCGCUCGACGCUACGUACGCGGGAGUGAGGCGAUGGUGAGGCGGUGAGUACAGCAGACCAUUGCAUGCUAGUUUCUAGUGUGGUGCGGCCGACUGAGAAGAAGAAGAACAAACGUGUUUAUCUAGUCGAGAAGGGAGGGAAAAAAAAAAGCUCCGGCGAUAUGUGGAUGUGUCGACGACGCCGGUUUGUGGCGUGUUGUCUUCGUUGUGGCGGCAGCCGUCGGAGCUAGCCGAACCAGCGUCGAUCACCAAAAGCGACGACGCCAACCACGGCCACACCGCCGUCGUCCGGCUCGCGCCGCCGUUGUCGCAUUAAGGGUGUGGGUGUCCGAUUGGUUAGAAGUGCCGCUCGUGUCAACACGACAGGACAACGUCAGCGUUCACGUCCACUGCAUCAAAGUGAGUUCUGGUGUGGGACAGGUCUCGUAGUCGUCGGGGAUCCCAAACAGGAGCCAACGAGAACAGAGCUGAACUACGCGCACAGGUUGCUAUCAGUGAGACAAACGACGUCACUGAGCACGCCUGGAAGAAGUAAACAGCAGCUAGUGAUCACGGUUUUUGUUGUUCCAUCAGUACUGUACCAGGACUGACGAGCAAGAAAGCAGCUGAUCUGAUUCAACGCCUGCGGAACCAUCUUCAAUUCACACCAGGAGACCUCUCGAGCGUGGUGUAAUAUAAGUGUUGGUUGUAGCAUCACUCCUGGUAUCCGAAGUCCAGCGCUUGCAGGAUCAGCGGAAGAGUCGACGACAAGGCACCUACGUUUCACAACUACCGUGCGUUGGGAACGGUGACUGCAGCAAACUCGGCUUCAAAGGUGCACCAGAACCUACAAAAGCUCGACAAAGUCCGGACCUACAAGACUGGACACUGUUACGAUGACCAGUCUACAAGACACGGUCGUCCCGGAGGCGGACAAGCCUUGCAAGGGCGAACUGCCUGUGGUGCACGAGGUGAACAACGUCGUCGAGAUGCACGGUGGUGUUGGGGGCGUCCGCGCGGACAAGUUCCCGACGUCCGGCAUCGGCGGCAAGCCGUCGCUGACGACGUUCGCCAACAUUCCGUCCGAAGACCCGCGAGACAAGAAGUGUCGCGUGGCUCAACUCAAGUCUAGGAUCGCCGUAUUCAGGAGGACCCGGUCUCUGAAUGCCCCAAGUCCCGUGUACCAGUUCGGACCAUGCGGUCGCAUCCUCAAAAACUCAGCCAUGGUCAUGACCAUACAGGACCCCGCGGGCCAGCGGCUGACGUGGCACAAACCACCGCUGUCUGUGCUCGUCAUCAAGAAGACCAUGGACGCCACCGUCGUCAAGCCCUUCAACGAGCUCGUCCAGUGGCUCAUCUGGGUCAAGAACAUGGUUGUUUUCGUUGAAGACGCCAUCUUGGAGGACCCCUUCUUGAAGAACAACAAGACCUUCCUCGAGGUCAAGGACAAGCUCUGCACCUUCACAGAAGGUAGAGAUGAGCUCACAGACCGUAUCGACUUCAUCAUCUGUCUCGGCGGAGACGGCACGCUGCUCUACGCUUCUUCGCUUUUUCAGCAAAGCGUGCCCCCCGUGAUGGCUUUCCACAUGGGCUCCCUGGGGUUCCUCACGCCGUUUGACUUUGACAACUUCCAGGACAAGGUCAACAACGUGCUCGAAGGGCACGCAGCGCUCACCCUACGAAGCAGACUAAAAUGCAGCAUAUACCGCAGCGAGAGCGAUUCCAACGACAAUAAUCUCAACUGCAAUUCAUCAUGCCUAGUUCUCAACGAGGUUGUCGUGGACAGGGGUCCUUCGCCCUACCUAUCCAACAUUGACCUCUACCUGGACGGUAAACUCAUCACCACUGUCCAGGGUGACGGUCUUAUUGUGUCCACGCCCACGGGUUCCACGGCGUACGCGGUGGCGGCGGGUGCCUCGAUGAUCCAUCCCAGCGUGCCUGCCAUCAUGGUGACGCCCAUCUGCCCGCACUCCCUCUCAUUCCGCUCCAUCGUCGUGCCGGCCGGCGUGGAGCUCAAGAUAAUGGUUUCGCCUGAGGCCCGCAGUUCGGUGUGGGCCUCCUUCGACGGUCGCCUUCGUCAGGAGCUCCAACAUGGAGAAAGCCUGAAGGUGACCACGUCAAUUUACCCGGUGCCUUCGAUCUGCGACCAGGACCAGAUAUCGGACUGGUUCGACAGCCUCGCCGAGUGCCUGCACUGGAACAUGCGCAAGAAGCAGCGCCAGCUCACGGAAAGCUCUGACAUCGAGAAGACGACCUCAGAGCCCAAAUAAUCCGCGACUUAUU